Messenger RNA from Peniophora sp. CBMAI 1063, 1149 nucleotides. Lineage: Eukaryota; Fungi; Basidiomycota; Agaricomycetes; Russulales; Peniophoraceae. The record is from the annotation of a GenBank genome assembly.
AUGUACGGCUACGGCUACAACCCCUACACCUCCGGGCCGUCCUACUACUCCAACCCGUACAUAAACCCCUACGAAGCGGCGCUCGCACAAGAACGCGCGCGUAGAGCUCAGGAACAGCGCGAGACGUACGCUCGGGCGCUGGCCCAGCAGGAACGUGAGCGGCGCGCGCGUGCUGCCGCCGCCAGGAGAAACCCGUACGGGUUCGGACUUGGAGGGUUCUACGAUCCUGAGGAAGACGAGGAGUACGACUAUGGAUAUGGAUAUGCUGAGCCGGCGCUCAAGCGCCAGCGUGAACUUGACGACGCGGCGCGGUUGAAGGCGCUGUAUAAUCGGGCUGCUAGAGGCGACGAGAUGGACGUCGACUCUACGCCCGCAUCUGCACCUAAGGCCGCACCGAGGAGAAAGUCGCCCUCGCCUGCGCGCGGGACGAGCAUUCCCAUCCGCGUGCACACCUCCGCGCCCAAGGCCUCUCCCACACCCGCACCCGCACCCGCACGACGCCACCCCUCCCCUCAACCACAUCAACCAACACCCGCACCCGCACCCGUCCCCCAAAUCGAACCAACCCAAGCAGCCCACACCGCCGCGUCCCUCAUCCAACGCACAUAUCGGCGCCACGCCGCGCUGCGCCAGCUCCAGUCUUUACGGUCUAAGUUCGAGGAGCUGACGGGGAAGUUUGAUGCGCCGGGGGUGUUGGAGUAUACGGUGAAGGACGCGAGGGGGAGCGAGGAUGGGCUGGAGGAGGUUGCGGAGGUUGGGGUUGGGGAGUUGAAGUUUAAGGGGUGGGUGAGGCCGCAGACGCCUGUUGUGGAUGAGGGCAAGGAGGAGGAUGCGGAGAUGAAGGAGGGAGGCGCAGAGUCGCAGCCCGUUGACUCGACGUCCGAGCCGCAACCUCAGCUCGACACUUCAACCGUCCCGCCACUCGCCUACACCCCUUCAACGCGCCUGAUCCUCGCGCAGAACGAGGCCCUCCUCCGUCUUCUGAACGCAUUGGACGCUGUGCCGUCAUGGGGCGACUCAACCGUCCGCGAGGCGAGGAAACAUCUGGCGAAGGAUGUUGAGGGCGAGGCGGCAAAAUUGGAGGCUUGGUGGAGGGCUGUUUGGAGGGAGAAGGGAGGGAGUGCGAAGGUCAAGAGGGUCAGGGCUUGA